CUCUGUCUCUUCUUGGAUAACAAGAUAGAGGAAGAUAGGAAGUCAACUAAACUCUGGUUAACAGUUAACCGACGUUUGUGAAACUGGAUCUUAGAGAUGCAUAACUUUUAUACCUUCCGUUCUACAUUUGACAUGUCCAUUUUGGUCGAUUAUAACCUUUCCUGUAGUAUCCUUUCGCAUGUAUGCUUUUUCCAUAUUGUUUGUGUCCUCCAUUUUUCCCUUUGCUAUUAAUUCCUAUAUACACAGAAAUCACAUGCUAUAUAGAUUUGGAAAUAAAGGAAAAGGAUAUUUUUGUGUAUUUUGUAAAACUUACUAUUGUGUGUGUCUGGUGUGUGUACGCGUGUACGCGUGUAUGUGUGUGCUUGCACCAGCUUACACUGCUUGUACUGACUCGAGACCUAGUGCAGCCAGUUCAGUGAACUCGUGCACUGAGUUCUAUUGCACUGGAACAAGAAACAGUAUCGAUGACGUCAUUUCGGGAACAGAAAACGCUUUAGUGUACACUUCUUGAACUAGUGCAACCAGUGCAGGAACAGAAAACAAACCUACAGUGUUACACUGCUCGACACAGUAAAAAGCUAAGUACAAGCGUGUAAAAUAUCCCAGUGUUACCAACAUUUAGAAAAUUUUAUAUUUAAAUUGUGGUAUUAAUGUUUUUGAACAUAACCUAUAAAUAAUAUAAUAGUAUACGAAUAUUCGAAGACGUUAGAGGUAGAUCUACCGCACAAGCUUUUCCGCAACGCGUUAUGUUAAGUUCUGAAUAUAAACUUAAAUCCGUACGUAAACUUAGUAAUUCACGCAAGAAACGCACAAAGAAAAUCAUAACGUAUUAUUGCGUCAGGCUGUUGCUACUUUAUGAUUUUCUUUGUGCAUUGAUUGAAGUUUAAGGUUACAAACGGUUCUAAGUUUACAAUGGUCACGUUCAGUAGAACGUUCAUUUUGCAACUGUUGGAAGUUUUCUUAAUUCACUCUUCGUCUCUUUCUGUUUCCCUUAAAAAGAGACAAAAAGUGAGUUAAGCUAAGGUUAAAAUGAAGCGACAUGUACUAUUCCAUUAACGUAAUGCCCUUUAGUACGAUUUUUAGAAAUUAAACCUAUACUUUCACCGUUCCAACAAGAAUUUUACACGGUGUAACACAGUGCAAUUUUGUGUGUCUUAGCUGGAAAACGCCCUGUAACAGUCAUUCCUCUCAGCUUGCACGAUCGAGAUCGGCCAUCUCGACGUGCGGUUGCGAUAUAAUAAAGUAUAUUCGUAUUACACUUAAACGUGAGUUGCAUCAUUACCGCCUUAGCUAAAAUAAAACCAGCUACCGGUACGGGAAGUUCUGUGGCACUUCUGCCGGGCAGAGUGGCCAGAGCGAGGAGUGAGGACGAGAGUCACGCGAGAGUCGCGUGGUAGGGAUGACGCACACAAUGACAAAGCACGUCUGUGAGCGCUGGGAGCUUCGGGCCGCCUCGGCUAAAUAGACGGAGAUAGCCACAUAUGUCUCUUUCUUUCUCUCGCGCUGCGUUCUCGCUCGCUGCUCGCCCGGCUCGCCGAGCUGCUAGCCGCCAGCCGGUAAUAAAGAACACUGAACAGGGCCUCUAUUCUUGAAUUCAUUCGUAAAGGUCGGUCUACAAUAAGGUUGUAGCGCAGUAGCAGUAGUGAGUAAGUUUUAAGAUCGCAAGCCGUAACACGAUUCCUACGGCUAGGCUCAUCUACAAUCAAUUGAGAACGGCGCUGUUGUGCUUUCGAGUUUAGGUUAAGAAAUGAUGGAUGUGAGAAAAGCCUGCCUGUGGUCGCUGUAUCUUGCAAAUUGGAAUAAUUUGCUACUGCUGGAAUAUGUCUGGCUGAAAAGGAAGAGAAGGUUGAAUCGUCGCCGGUGGUGGGUACGGCCGGUAAAUCGUGUGAGAGACGCCCAAGGUUUCUACUCUAACCUCGUCAGGGAACUACUUGAAACUGAUCACGAAGAAUUUUUUACGUUGUUCCGAAUGUCGCCUGAACAGUUUCGUAUUUUGGUUGAGCUCCUUCAUCCUCGUCUUAAAAAGCGAAGUAAACGCACACCACUACCAACAGACCUUCGUGUUGCCGUCACAUUGCUGUAUAUAGCUCAAGGAGACACAGCCAAACUGAAACACGUGGAAUUUAGAAUUGGGACAUCCACGGUGUACAAAAUAAUACACGAAACUUGCAGAGAGAUUUGGAACGUACUUCAGCCUCUUGUUUUGAAAAAUCCCAGCAAGGAAGACUGGAAGACCAUCAGUAAUGGCUUCAUGAUAUCCUGGCAGUUUCCCAAUUGCUUAGGGGCCAUUGAUGGCAGACAUAUGAGGAUUCAAGCACCCUCGAAUUCGGGCUCGAAUUACUUCAAUUACAAGCAGUUCUUCAGCAUGGUUAUGAUGGCAGCGUGUGAUGCACAGUACAAGUUUACAUGGGUGGAUGUCGGACAAUUUGGUUCCAUAAGUGAUGGCGGGGUAUGGGCCAACACUGAUUUUGUAGAGGAUUUAUCAUCCGGAGAUGUGCCCUUGCCUGAUCCCAGCCCACUUCCAGGAAGCGAAGUGCCCUUUCCCUAUGUGUUUGUGGGAGAUGAAGCAUUUCCACUCACAACUUACAUGAUGCGGCCGUAUCCAAGGAAAACGUUAACAGAUGAAAAAAGAAUUUUCAAUUACCGUUUGUCCCGAGCACGGCGGGUAAUUGAAAACGCUUUCGGAAAUUUGACUGCACGAUGGAAGAUCCUACAAAGACCACUCUGCAUGUCACCUACCAACUGCGAAAAUAUCUUCAGAGCCCUUCCCUGCCUUCAUAAUUUUAUUAUGAUGGCUGAAGAAGAAAGAAAUUGGAAUGACAGAGAAUACUGCCCCAGAAACAUGAUUGAUGUGGAAACAAAGGAUGGGACUAUCACAGAUGGGGAAUGGAGGAAUUACUGCAUUUCGUACUUCGCUAGGCUUGGCCGAGUCGGGGCUAAUCGAGCUGGAGAUAUUGCCAAUGGGAUGAGAAAUUAUUUACGAGAUUACUUUGUGUCAUCGAUUGGAGAGGAACAGGCACCUUGGCAAUACAUCCAUGCCUUCAGGGGAAAAGACAUCAACUUUCUGGAAUAA
Molecule: messenger RNA, 3073 nt
Organism: Vollenhovia emeryi
Lineage: Eukaryota; Metazoa; Arthropoda; Insecta; Hymenoptera; Formicidae
Exons: 3
Coding region: 1748-3073 (441 amino acids)
Source: RefSeq, a predicted model, not a curated record